Messenger RNA from Cynocephalus volans (Philippine flying lemur), 3759 nucleotides. It is a transcript of the gene ADAMTS2, whose product is annotated as ADAM metallopeptidase with thrombospondin type 1 motif 2. Gene Ontology annotation, molecular function: zinc ion binding; metalloendopeptidase activity. The transcript has 22 exons. Bases 1 to 3630 code for a protein of 1209 amino acids. The record is from RefSeq and is a predicted model, not a curated record. Gene Ontology annotation, biological process: proteolysis; extracellular matrix organization. Lineage: Eukaryota; Metazoa; Chordata; Mammalia; Dermoptera; Cynocephalidae.
AUGGAUCCGCCGGCGGGAGCCGCUCGCCGCCUACUCUGCCCCGUGCUGCUGCUGCUGCUGCUGCCGCCGCUCCUGCUGCCGCCGCCGCCCGCGAACGCCCUGCUCGGCGCAGCCGCCGACCCCCCGGGCGGGGCCCCGGGGCACGGAGCUGGGCGCAUCCUGGCGGUGCCGGUGCGCACUGACGCCCAGGGCCGCCUGGUGUCCCACGUGGUGUCGGCGGCGACUGCUGGGGCGGGGGUCCGAGCCCGAAGGGCCGCCCCGGUCCGGACCCCGGGCUUACCCGGAGGCAGCGAGGAGGACCCUGGCGGCCGCCUUUUCUACAAUGUCACAGUCUUCGGCCGAGACCUGCACCUGCGGCUGCGGCCCAACGUCCGCCUCGUGGCGCCCGGGGCCACUGUGGAGUGGCAGGGUGAGACGGGCGCCACCCGCGUGGAGCCCCUGCUUGGGACCUGCCUUUACGUCGGUGACGUGGCCGGCCUAGCUGAAGCCUCCUCCGUAGCGCUCAGCAACUGCGAUGGGCUGGCUGGUCUGAUCCGGAUGGAGGAGGAGGAGUUCUUCAUCGAGCCCCUGGAACAGGGGCUGGCAGCACAGGAGGCAGAGCAGGGCCGUGUGCAUGUGGUGUAUCGCCGGCCGCCCACCCCUAGACCCCCUCCUCUUGAGGGGCCACAGGCCCUGGACACAGGGGCCUCCCCGGACAGCCUGGACAGCCUCAGCCGAGCCCUGGGCAUUCUGGAGGAGCGCGUCAACAGCUCACGGCGGAGGACACGCCGACACACUGCAGACGACGACUACAACAUCGAGGUCCUGCUGGGCGUGGACGACUCUGUAGUCCAGUUCCACGGGAAGGAGCAUGUGCAGAAGUACCUGCUCACGCUCAUGAACAUCGUCAAUGAAAUCUAUCAUGACGAGUCCUUGGGGGCCCACAUCAAUGUUGUCCUGGUGCGGAUCAUCCUGCUGAGCUACGGGAAGUCCAUGAGCCUCAUCGAGAUUGGGAACCCUUCUCAGAGCCUGGAGAACGUCUGCCGCUGGGCCUACCUCCAGCAGAAGCCAGACACGGGCCACGACGAGUACCACGACCACGCCAUCUUCCUCACACGGCAGGACUUUGGGCCUUCAGGCAUGCAAGGCUACGCUCCAGUCACCGGGAUGUGCCACCCCGUCCGCAGCUGCACCCUGAACCACGAGGACGGCUUCUCCUCAGCGUUUGUUGUGGCCCACGAGACUGGCCAUGUGCUGGGCAUGGAGCAUGACGGGCAGGGCAACCGCUGCGGCGAUGAGGUGCGUCUGGGCAGCAUCAUGGCGCCGCUGGUGCAGGCUGCCUUCCACCGCUUCCACUGGUCCCGCUGCAGCCAGCAGGAGCUGAGCCGCUACCUGCACUCCUACGACUGCCUGCGGGACGACCCCUUCGCCCACGACUGGCCAGUGCUUCCCCAGCUCCCGGGGCUGCACUACUCCAUGAACGAGCAGUGUCGUUUCGACUUCGGCCUGGGGUACAUGAUGUGCACCGCGUUCCGGACCUUCGACCCCUGCAAGCAGCUGUGGUGCAGUCACCCUGACAAUCCCUACUUCUGCAAGACCAAAAAGGGCCCCCCUCUGGAUGGGACUAUGUGUGCACCUGGCAAGCAUUGCUUUAAAGGACACUGCAUCUGGCUGACGCCUGACAUCCUCAAACGGGAUGGCAACUGGGGUGCCUGGAGUCCAUUUGGGUCCUGCUCACGCACCUGUGGCACAGGCGUGAAGUUCAGGACCCGCCAGUGUGACAACCCACACCCAGCCAACGGGGGCCGCACCUGCUCCGGCCUUGCCUACGACUUUCAGCUCUGCAGUCCCCAGGACUGCCCCGACCCCCUGGCUGACUUCCGGGAGGAGCAGUGCCGGCAGUGGGACCUGUACUUCGAGCAUGGUGACACCCAGCACCAUUGGCUGCCCCACGAGCAUCGGGAUGCCAAGGAGAGAUGCCGCCUCUACUGCGAGUCCAAGGAGACUGGGGAGGUGGUGUCCAUGAAGCGCAUGGUUCACGAUGGGACGCGCUGCUCCUACAAGGACGCCUUCAGCCUCUGCGUGCGUGGGGACUGCAGGAAGGUAGGCUGUGAUGGAGUGAUCGGCUCCAGCAAGCAGGAGGACAAGUGUGGCGUGUGUGGAGGGGACAACACCCACUGCAAAGUGGUCAAGGGCACGUUCACGCGCUCACCCAAGAAGCACGGUUACAUCAAGAUGUUUGAGAUCCCUGCGGGAGCCAGACACCUGCUCAUCCAGGAGGCAGACACCACCAGUCACCAUCUAGCCGUCAAGAACCUGGAGACAGGCAAGUUCAUCUUAAAUGAAGAGAAUGACGUGGAUCCCAAUCCCAAAUCCUUCAUUGCCAUGGGUGUGGAGUGGGAGUACAGGGAUGAGGACGGCCGGGAGACGCUGCAGACCAUGGGCCCCCUCCAUGGCCCCAUCACCGUCCUGGUUAUCCCAGAGGGUGAUGCCCGGAUCUCGCUGACAUACAAAUACAUGAUUCACGAGGACUCACUCAAUGUGGAUGACAACAAUGUCCUUGAAGAUGACUCUGUGGUCUAUGAGUGGGCCCUGAAGAAGUGGUCUCCCUGCUCCAAGCCCUGCGGCGGAGGAUCCCAGUUCACCAAGUACGGCUGCCGCCGGAGGCUGGACCACAAGAUGGUGCACCGUGGCUUCUGCGAUGCCCUCACAAAACCCAAAGCCAUCCGCCGACCUUGCAACCCACAGGAGUGCUCCCAGCCUGUGUGGGUCACGGGCGAGUGGGAGCCAUGCAGUCAGAGCUGCGGGCGGAUGGGCAUGCAGGCACGCUCUGUGCGCUGCAUUCAGCCACUGCACAACAACACCACCCGCUCCGUGCACACCAAACACUGCAACGACGCCCGGCCCGAGAGCCGCCGUGCCUGCAACCGCGAGCUCUGCCCUGGCCGGUGGCGGGCUGGGUCCUGGUCCCAGUGCUCGGUAACCUGUGGAAAUGGUACCCAGGAGCGGCCGGUGCUCUGCCGCACCGUGGAUGACAGUUUUGGCAUCUGCCAGGAGGCGCGACCUGAGACAGCGAGGAUCUGCAGGCUGGGCCCCUGUCCCCGAAACGUCUCUGAUCCCUCCAAGAAGAGCUACGUCGUUCAGUGGCUGUCCCGCCCAGACCCCGACGCGCCCAUCCAGAAAAUCUCGUCAAAGGACCACUGCCAAGGCGACAAGUCCAUAUUCUGUAGGAUGGAAGUCUUGUCUCGCUACUGCUCCAUCCCAAGCUACAACAAGCUGUGCUGCAAGUCCUGUAACCUGCACGACAACCUCACCAAUGCAGAUGACAGGGUAGAGCCACCACCUGGGAAGCACAAUGACAUUGAAGUGUUCAUGCCUACCCUCCCAGUGCCCACUUUAGUCAUGGAGGUGCAACCUUCACCUGGUACCACCCUGGAGGUCUCUCUCAAUGCUUCCAGCACCAAUGCCACUGAGGAUCACCCAGAAACCAAUGCUGUGGAUGUACCCUACAAAAUCCAUGGCCUGGAUGAUGAAGUCCAGCCUCCCAACCUAAUCCCUCGACGACCGAGCCCAUAUGAAAAGACCAGAAACCAAAGAAUCCAAGAGCUCAUUGACGAGAUGAGGAAGAAAGAGAUGCUUGGGAAGUUAUAAUAAAAUGGAAAGAUAGCAUCAAUAGCAUUUUUUUUUUCUUGCUUAUAGAGAUAUUCCAUGGGAUAGCAAAUCCUGUGUCAUGGAGAUGAAGUCAAAACUCCUGAUUCCAAAAUGUUUUGAGAAAACAAA